This is a messenger RNA of Carya illinoinensis, 817 nucleotides long. Its product is annotated as 28S ribosomal protein S33, mitochondrial. Gene Ontology annotation, cellular component: mitochondrion. The transcript is spliced from 3 exons. The record is from RefSeq and is a predicted model, not a curated record. NCBI's taxonomy places the organism in Eukaryota, Viridiplantae, Streptophyta, Magnoliopsida, Fagales, Juglandaceae. The coding region runs from base 340 to 651 and encodes 103 amino acids.
AAAAAAAGAAAAAGAAAAAACCAAUCUCCCCGUCUUCCUCUCGCCUCCGCUUCUGAAAGCAGAUGUCUCUCUCCCAUACGGCUUUUCUCUUCCCUUCCCUUUGAAAAAUUCGUCUAGGGUGCUUCGUCCCUCUUUUCCCUUAGAACUCGUCUACUGUGCUUCAUCUCUCUCUUCCCUCCCCUCUGAAACUAUUUAACUUCCCUCCCGAGCUCCUCUCUCUUCCUCUCUCCCCCGAUUUCAUCCUCUCUCUUGGCGUCCCUUGAUCUGCGAACUGGAGUUAACGUCGAAGAGAAAUCACACCUCGUUCCAGAUCUGCAGCCACAUCACGGCGAACUGAAGAUGACUACUGGUGGCCUAAAGAGCAUUCUGGCUAAGGCUGUGACGAGUGGAGUGAACGAAGCAAGAGCAAGGAUAUUCGGCCACAUACUUAACCCAACAGGUCAGAGAUCACCCCACAAGCUGUUACGCAAGAAGCUCAUUGGUGACAAGGUUGCUGAAUGGUACCCACAUGAUAUCAUGAAGGAUGAUCCUCUUAUCAUGGCUCGUCGAGAACAAGAGCGUUUAUCCAAGCUAGAAAUGUUGAAGCGUCGUGGGAAGGGACCACCCAAGAAGGGGCAAGGAAAGCAAGCUGCCAAACGUAAAAAGAAUUGAAAUCCUCUAUUAUUGUUGGAACCAAACAAUCUCUAGAAUAACAAGGCCGUUAGUACUUGUUUUUUGUGAGCAUUUUGGCGUUUCGAAUUUUACUUCACACAUUCAUUUAUACUUCUUGUAGUCUCUGUAUGAUUUCAACCCUAAAAUAGACUAGGUUCUUGAUCCA